CAUAUUUCUGGAAAGUGACUUUUGUGAGAAUGAAAGACCUAACAUGACUGAUGGAAGAAUCCUCCAUCACUAGGACAAAAGAAAAAAAAAUUGAAACCAGUGCGAAGAGAUUCCUGAACUAGCUUCAUUUCCCUGUACGUCGUUAGCACACAUACUGAAAACUUCAACAGCACAGAUCAACGUGAACACACAGCUAAUGCAACGGUUGUCUACUGUCCAUUAGCAGAAUAAAAGAGCCAACAUCUGUGUCACUGCUCAUUUGCCCACGAGUCGAACUGAUCGGGCCACGCACUGGAGUCGAUCAUGAGUGAGCGGCAGACCAACGUCAACAGCCUUUUCCUGAACGAGGACUCGGCCAAGCGGACCACCGCAGACAGUCGAGUCCAGCGGUUCCAAAAGGCGGUGCGGAAGAGAGCUGGUCGGGCUAAGAAAAGCUUCAGCAACAUCAGCCGUCAAAGCGUACAGAGCUUUAUCAAGAAAAAUGCCUUUGUUCUUUUAACUAUCUUUGCAGUCAUACUUGGUAUAAUUCUAGGUUUUACCCUCCGCCCCUACAAGCUGUCCUAUCGUGAGAUUAAGUAUUUCUCUUUCCCGGGUGAGUUGCUGAUGAGGAUGCUGCAGAUGCUGGUGCUGCCACUCAUUGUUUCCAGUCUAGUUUCAGGAAUGGCAGCCCUGGACAGCAAAGCAUCUGGUAAGAUGGGAGUCCGAGCUGUAGUUUUCUACAUGGUAACCACUAUCAUCGCUGUGUUCAUUGGAAUUGUCAUGGUAAUGAUCAUCCAUCCUGGGAAAGGAUCAAAAGUUGACCUACAUCGGGAGGGAAAGAUUGAGAAGGUGCAGGCAGCUGAUGCUUUCAUGGAUCUAAUCAGGAAUAUGUUCCCACCCAAUCUAGUUGAGGCUUGUUUCAAACAGUACAAAACAAAUUAUGGCACACGAAAAAUCAUGAGACCUACAUCAUCACCCAUCAAUCUUACAACCAGCACUGAACCAUCCAUGAUGGAAAACAUAACUGAUGCGAUCAGAAAAUUGCAGGAGUUGAUGCUUGAUGAGGAGGUUAUUCCAGUUGCUGGUUCAUCCAAUGCAGUGAAUGCACUGGGUCUUGUGGUCUUCUCCAUUGCAUUUGGUCUUGUAAUCGGCAACAUGAAACAGCAAGGACGGGCACUGAAGGAAUUUUUUGACUGUCUUAAUGAGGCCAUCAUGAGACUUGUUGCAAUUAUUAUCUGGUAUGCCCCUAUAGGUAUCCUCUUCCUGAUUGCAGGCAAAAUAAUGGAAAUGCAAGACCUUACCGUGAUGGGUGGACAACUGGGGAUGUACACUGUGACGGUGAUAAUUGGGCUGCUAAUCCAUGCACUCGUUGUCCUGCCACUUCUUUAUUUUAUAGUCACCCACAAGAAUCCCUGGGUUUUUAUUGGUGGAAUAUUGCAGGCCUUGAUCACUGCACUUGGCACUUCAUCCAGCUCAGCAACUCUCCCAAUCACCUUUAAGUGUCUAGAAGAAAAUAAUGGUGUGGACAAGCAUGUCACUCGCUUUGUCCUUCCUGUUGGAGCUACUAUCAACAUGGAUGGCACAGCCCUCUACGAGGCCCUGGCUGCCAUCUUUAUUGCACAGGUCAACAAUUAUGACCUAAACUUUGGACAAAUCAUCACUAUCAGUAUCACUGCAACAGCAGCCAGCAUUGGAGCUGCAGGAAUACCACAGGCUGGUCUUGUUACCAUGGUGAUAGUGUUGACAUCCGUUGGACUUCCCACGGAGGACAUCACCCUGAUCAUCGCAGUGGACUGGUUCCUGGAUCGUCUGCGAACUACCACUAAUGUGCUUGGUGACUCAUUGGGAGCAGGCAUUGUGGAGCACCUGUCAAGGCAUGAACUGCACGCACCAGAUGCAGAAGUUGGAAAUUCUGUCAUUGAAGAAAAUGAGAAACCUUAUCAGCUCAUCUGCCAGGAGCAUGAAAACCAGAAGCAGUUGGAUAGCGAGACUAUGAUGUGACCCUGAGACUAAGACAGGCUCAGAACUGUAGAGAUAAAUACAUACCACCAUGUAAAUUGUGUGUCUGUGCAUUUCUAAUUAAACUAGUCAACAAGGGAAUGUCUAAAAUAGUCUACAUCAGCAAGAAACUCACAAAGUAGGGGCAGACCUGUAUGCAUGUGUAUCUCCAUGUGUGUGCAUGUAUGAGUAUUCAUGUAUAUAUGGGUGUCAUUGUUUGUGUGUACAUAAUGUGUGAAUCUUCAUGUAUGAAUGUCUCCACCUGUGUUUGAAUGCCUUUCUUUGUAGGUCCGCAUUAUUGUGAUUAUAGACAUGCAUACAUAAAUACAUAGAUAGACGCACACACACACACAAACACACUUACAUACACACACACACACACACAUAUAUAUGUAGUCACACACACACACACACACACACACACACAGAUACAAACACACAUAUUGACAUAAAACAGAAGGGAUAUCAGUUUGAGUGUGCAUGUGUCUCCACGUGUGACAGUAUUUAUGCAUAUUCAUGUGUACAGGUCUCUGCAUGUGUGUGCCUUUGUACAUGCAUGUAUGUGGAGUUGUCUAACUAGAAUUUUAAACCAGGUAGAUGCCUCAGUAGCACUUUCCUAGUUGGGACAAGAUUUUAUUGUGUCCUGAGUGUAGUGAAAUUGUAAAUAUGUUUCUGAUUUUGCUAUACCCGAUACACAGUGGAAAUCAUCUCCCAUUGUCAGAAAAGGAUUCAUUUUCAUUAGAAAUACUUGAUGAAGAAAAAAUUCAAAGGGACAGUGAAAGGACCGGGAAAUGGGAUGGUAAUAGACAGCUCUGAUUUGCAGUAACAAAAACAAUGAACUGAAAUAGUCUCCGUUCUGAGAUUUCUACAAUAAUAUUGUGAUGUACUCCUGUGUCAAACUGGUUACAUUUUGCAAAGUUUUAAUGUCUUGGCAGACAUCUAACAAGGAACUGAUUUUCUUCAUCUGUUGCAAGUCAUGCCUAAAAGGUUAAGAUAUGGUGCUAGAUCCAUUUGAGUGCUGAGAUAGAUUUUGAUUUUGUGCUAUAGUGUAAAACGAAUGAUGACAAAUCAGCAACCUGUUUUGCAUCUCUUCCAAUUUUUAUUUCCAUUGAAAGGCAGAGGAAACCCUGAAUAUCCAUUUACAAUGGCCAUUAAUUUCUGCCUUUCUAGACACACUGUAAGAGGACGAAAGGGACAAGUGAAGCCUCAGAUCAGCGCUCACACAUUUUAACAUGAAACUCCUGCAUUUUUCCAAAUGGGGAAGGGUUUCCACAUUAAUUAGGCCAGAAAUGUGGCAAAAUGGAAGUGACUCUGAGGUCCUGCUAAGAGGCUCUGUGUUUCAAUAUCUCCUACAUAUCCUGUCCCAUUUCCGAGACAUUUCAGCUGGUCUGGCCUGAAAGCAGGAAGUCUGUAAUAUCUCUCCUUUCACAAAAUUACUUUGCCCCAAUUAUUAUGUUAUUUGCCAUCAUGAGACCAGAGAAAUAAAAUAAACUAAACAAAAUAGUAUUAACUAGUUAUUGUAGCAAACAUACCUUGAUUCAUUAAUCAGGCAGGGUGAUGCAGACACUUAAUCUUCGGGAAAACCCUGAUAAUAAUGUAAAAGUAGAUCCUUUGAGUAACUGCAGCUACACAGCAUCAAUUAGGCACGUUGAAUUGUGCGCACACUUAUAGCAUCAGUAUGCAGAAGGGUAGAAAACCUUCAGAUAUUCUAAAAAUAACAUUUCCAAAUUUUCAGAUGUUCUCAUUGUCAGAUGAUGUAAAAUGUACAAUAUCUGUUAUGUAUUUCUAAUUUCUAAAUGAUAUGUGGCAUAAGAUCAGAAACUUGUACUCAAUCCAAACAAGACAUUGUACUUCCGUAUCACUGACUGAGUAAAGUCUCCUCCAUUACGCUGGUUUUGGGUGUGCAUCUUGCUACAAUUAAAUAUGUAGUUCCUACA
Carcharodon carcharias (great white shark) is the source of this 3914-nucleotide messenger RNA. It is a transcript of the gene slc1a6, whose product is annotated as solute carrier family 1 member 6. The record is from RefSeq and is a predicted model, not a curated record. The transcript is spliced from 11 exons. NCBI's taxonomy places the organism in Eukaryota, Metazoa, Chordata, Chondrichthyes, Lamniformes, Lamnidae. Gene Ontology annotation, cellular component: plasma membrane. Gene Ontology annotation, biological process: L-glutamate transmembrane transport. Bases 304 to 1980 code for a protein of 558 amino acids. Gene Ontology annotation, molecular function: glutamate:sodium symporter activity; neutral L-amino acid transmembrane transporter activity; L-glutamate transmembrane transporter activity.